Messenger RNA from Durio zibethinus, 844 nucleotides. The record is from RefSeq and is a predicted model, not a curated record. NCBI's taxonomy places the organism in Eukaryota, Viridiplantae, Streptophyta, Magnoliopsida, Malvales, Malvaceae.
GGAAAUAGAGGAACAAUGCCAUAAGAAAAAAAGUGAGAGUUGCAAAAUCGUAGAUGGAACCAGACCAUCCUCUUAUUUUGUCUAGUCAGAUUCUGACGACUCCAACUCGUCGGGCUGCUGAAAUCCGCCCGAUAUCCCAGUCACUUCCACAGGCAUCGCAAUGGUGUGUCCUCCGGAAUCAGUGCAAGACAAACUGCCAAAUGACGAAAAUACACUUCCCGAAGACCAGGAAAUCUUAUACACCCGUCCUGAGUCCAGGUCCACCUCCACCUCCACCUCCUUCAUUACCUGCAACGAUGAACGAAAGAUCGGCAAUGAGCUUCCGCGACGGAGAAACCGUGGCUGUUGAUGCUGAUAGUACGGACAGCAGGAGGGCCGUUGAUGUGGGGAGGGAUACGUACCUAGGGUUUUCGGAAGUGGAAGUGAAAAUGGAUAGGAUGAAGAGGAUUGAAGUUAAUUCGAAUCCAGGCAGCACGUUUCGAAGGGAAUCAGAAGAAAUUAGGGUUUCGAAUAGAGGAUUUUCACCAAAAGGUAAAUUAUCAACUGAAUCUCCCUCUAAAAGAUUGCAAAGUUUGGAUUUUGAAUCUCGAAGUGCGGUUUUGGGAACUCCUAAAGAGAAAUACCGACGAAUUAUUGAAAUAUUUGAGAAUGUUAGUCCAUCUCCUGGAGCUAGUUCAGAGUUAGAGCUUGAAAAUCAGCAAAAUCAUGAAUUUAGUUUUGAAGUUGAUGAAGGAAUUAUUAGGAAAAGAGGGCUUGACUUUUUGACUGAGGUUAUUGAUUCUGAGAGGGAAGAAAGAAACAUGGAUAGUGAAAAACAACAAUGAUGAAGGUAGUAGUAGGGGAA